AUGCAAAAUCUUAUCAAAAAGGGUGCAUCCUUUCCAAUUACUGUGAUGCUCAGUGAAUCUCAUGGUACGGGAAAUAUAGUGCAUUGGAUGAACUAUUUUAAAGAAAAAUACAAAGAAACUUUUGGCUUUCGAAAUACAUUCCCCAAACCACCAAUUAUUCAUAGUGACCGUGCUCUCGUAUUCUUGCUAGCUGCGAUUGAAGUUUUUAACUUCGAUGAAACAAUGGCUCGGUACAUAGAAAGAUGUUGGCGCAUAGUUCAGGGAACAGCUAACAAGCGUGACUUAGAACUAACUAUCAUUCAUGCUUGUUUAGGCCAUUUUAUGAAGAGUGUAAAGAGAAAUGCAACUAAAGAAUUAUCGAAAAAAACAGGUAGAAACGUCUUGUACUUACUUAUUUUUUCUACAGGUCGAAGGUCUCUUAUUUAUAUUUCAAAGGUUCCAUUUGGUAUGUGGUUAGCGGCCUUGCUUGUGAAUAGCAGCACUUUUGAUGAAAUGAUAAUUGUUUGGGAGAAUAUCUGUAUUGUAUUAAUUAGCACAAAUCAAAAUGAUCGAUUUAAAAUGUUACUAUCAUUGCUGUCUCAAAUGGCAGAUAAAAUGAAUAAAGAGCCGGAUAAAGCCAAUGAUGUAUUGAAAAAUGUAACAGUAACAUCAAAAAUACAAUGUCAGAGUGAUUUAGACAAAAAUGCAUACGAAAACGAUGAAAAUGAUCUACCACUCGGUGAAGAAGAUGCUGUUCUUCAAAUAGAAUCACCAUUCAACGAAUUAUUCACCAGAAUUUACGAAGAAUGUAAAGAAACGUUAAAAGUAUAUGACGAACCGCAAUGGAACAACUUGCCGAAUAAUCCAUUAUUCUCAGCAGCGUAUUUAACACGUUUAUUGAAACUUUAUAUGCCGACUGAACCAAUUUGGAGUAAUCUUUUGUUAGGCAAUUUCACAAGUCGAUAUGGCUAUAAUUCAAACUUUGCGACAGUGCCAUGUUGCUGUCACACAGGACGAACAACAGGUGUUUCUGAAUCUCGAAUGAGAGUGCUGAAAGAAGCAAUUUAA
Adineta ricciae is the source of this 1047-nucleotide messenger RNA. The record is from the annotation of a GenBank genome assembly. Lineage: Eukaryota; Metazoa; Rotifera; Eurotatoria; Adinetida; Adinetidae.